AUGGCUCCCAACAGUUCUAUGCGGUAUGCAUCUAUGGCAGUCGAAAACACUUGCAAAAAGAGUCUCUUCCAAAAGGGUAAGACUUCAUACACUAGAAUUGUGGAAGUGGUCAUCUCAUUGAGGGAUUCUUUUUUCAGAUAUGCCGAAAUUCUGGAACAGGACCAAGCUUUGCUGGUGAAGGGAAUGCGUGAACUAUACGGCCUUUCAGUCAGAGGUGAAAGCUGGCCUGGAGAGUUAUUGAACAACACGGACAAAGAACAGAAAACGCAGGAAAGUCCAACGGAGCAAGAACCGACCAAUACCCAAUCCCCAAACGAAUGCUUCUGGAAAAGCACAGCAGACGACUCUAAUGACUGCAAUGCCGCUCCUGGAACAGCGGACAUAACAUGUGGAGAUUAUAGCGUCUUUCCAUAUUUGACUGCUACGCCGGAUCAUCCCUCAUUAUUCAACAACUACCCUGGGAGCCACACCUCAUUUCAUACAACCAGUCCUACAAGUACUUCAUCACAAGAAGUAGUUGACUCGGCUACCUUUGCAGAAGGCUCGGCAUUAUGCACCAACAAUGACCCUAUGGUCUACGGCCACGAUAACGACACCUUUUACCAAUAUGAUUCUGGGACGAACUUGUUCCCCCAUGACGAAUGGACAGCCGAACCCACGUUUGGGCUAGAUGAAGAUACGCCUACAAUCCCUAGAUUUGGUGAGGUCUCAUCCACUUCUGAGGCAAAGCAAGUUUACAUCCAUGCCUAUUUCUUUUACUACCACAAAAUAAAUCCAUUCAUCCACGAAGAGACGUUCAAACUGCAUCUGUCCACGCAAUGUCUACCUGAAACGGAAGAAAAAUCAUGGUAUGUCCUUCAAAAUUCGGUUCUUGCUAUGGGAGCCUGGUGUGUAUAUGAUGGUUGUUCGAACACGGACAUAUUGUACUAUGAGAGAGCCAAGCGGUUGUUCCUGGAUAUAUCCUCUCUUGGAAGCGACAACAUCAUGGUUGUGCAAGCACUCCUCCUUCUCAGUGACUACGCUCAGAAACGAGGCAAGAUUGAAACUGCAUAUCACUACCUUGAGCAGACUGUGAGGGUUGCUCUUAGUAUAGGCCUUCAUAAGGAGAAGGAUGAUGAACUUUCCGUCAUUGAAACAGUCUCAAUAGACCAGGAAAUACGCAGAAGACUCUGGUGGAGUAUAUAUAACCAUGACAGCUACAUAGCCAUGAGAAACGGCCGGCAACGUUUUCUUCGUCACUAUAGCGAGACUGAUGUUAAGCUUCCACUGAAUGUUGAUAACCAGAUCCUUCCUCCCGACGCCAGAUUCCUUGUAUCGGAAACCGACUGGCCAACGCUAUAUUCCGGUCUAAUUGCCCAUGCUAGGUUCAACCUUUUGGCAAAUUCCGUAUAUGAACGCAUUGCAUCACAGCCGGCUUUAUCAGCAAUGGAGACCCUCAACCUACAGACUGAAAUUGAUGAUCAUUACGCGAACAUCCCACUAUAUCUCAAAAGAGACGAUACAGUGUUUCAACCAGAAUGGCUUUUACAAGCUCGCAGCAGACUUCUGUGGGGUUACAAAUAUCUCCAAGCUCUUAUAUGUCGACCAUUCUUAGUCAAAAUGGCAGGACACAAAGAGCAGAAUGAAAUUCCACAGCCAGAGUCGGAAUCUCGGUUGCUUGCCGCAUGCCGAGCUCGGUGUAUCCUUAAUUCGACGGAAAUCAUCGAAUCGAUGAACGACUACACGAGUACGAAUACGGUCAGCAGACUGGAUGCUUGGAAUAUGGUGUAUCUUCUUUUUCAAGCGUCCAUCACACCAAUCACAUUGAUCCGAACGAAGCCUCAAAGCGCCGACGCACUAUUCUGGUGGCAGGAUCUCGAAAAAGCGCAGCGUGUCUUGUCAACUAUUUCAAAGAUUGAUAAGGCAAUGGGCACCGAUAGCUUAGAGGCUAUUAAGGCCAAUUACUUGGUUGCCACUCUUGAACAGCUACGCACGUCAUUGGACACAUACAGUGCUGCAGAUGCCAACGGCUGCCACUUCUUGAUCACCGUUUCCUGCCACACAGGUCCGACAAAUUACCAAAAACUCCACGUGGCCCAGAUGGACAAUCACAUGGGAUAUAAUUACUCCGGUAGUUGGGACACAAUUGCCGGCCACGACGCCAACAUCUAUGCCUCAAGAGCCGAUUCAUUCAGCAUACCUCUUAACAGAGUGGCUACCAACAAGAUCGUCAUGCGAAUGUCUCUUUACGGCCGCUCUUUCAUGAACACCGCCGGACCGGGCACGUCUUUCAACGGCGUUAGCAGCGCCCUCGAUGAGGCACACGGGCAGCGCGAAACAAAGGCAGAAAAUACUUUCUGGGAGAUCAUGGGAAUGCAGGGCCUUGUUCGUGAGCUGGGAGGGAGUUAUAACACACGACCAGAUGAAAAGGUGGACAAAGCAGACUAUCUUGAUGGUGUACAGAUGUUCAUUCACCCAGGCAACCUGAUGUCCAUCUUCCGUACCACCUAUGUCAACCUUGACCGCAUUAUCAUCGGCUUCGGUCUUGAUCAAGUCUUCAAUAUCAAUUCUUAG
This is a messenger RNA of Penicillium nucicola, 2553 nucleotides long. Its product is annotated as fungal specific transcription factor domain-containing protein. Gene Ontology annotation, biological process: positive regulation of transcription from RNA polymerase II promoter by galactose; DNA-templated transcription; carbohydrate metabolic process. The transcript is spliced from 9 exons. Bases 1 to 2553 code for a protein of 850 amino acids. The record is from RefSeq and is a predicted model, not a curated record. Gene Ontology annotation, molecular function: DNA-binding transcription factor activity, RNA polymerase II-specific; zinc ion binding; RNA polymerase II cis-regulatory region sequence-specific DNA binding. Lineage: Eukaryota; Fungi; Ascomycota; Eurotiomycetes; Eurotiales; Aspergillaceae. Gene Ontology annotation, cellular component: nucleus.